CGCCGGAAGAGAAGCGGGCUCUCCUCGCGGCCGGCCAUCUUGUGCGGCAGCCAGCAGGGCGCGGGGGGCCCCGGCAGCAUCGGAGCAGGAUCCCGCCGACGGGGGCCCAUCAUGCCCGGACACCUGCAGGAGGGCUUCGGCUGCGUCGUCACCAACCGCUUCGACCAGCUCUUUGAUGACGAGUCCGACCCCUUCGAGGUGCUGCGGGCGGCCGAGACCCGGAGGAAAGAGAGCGGCGGGGGCCAGGGGGGCGGCGGGGCCCGCGGCGGCCCGGCGGGCGCCCAGAACAGCUCCUCGGGCGGGGCGGGCGGCGGCGGCCCGGGCCAGGCGGGCGCGGGCGGCGGCCCCGGCAGCGCGGCCAAGCAGCUACGCAGGGAGUCCCAGAAGGAGCGCAAGAACCCGCUGCCGCCCUUCGCCGCCUCCGCCGGGAGCGACCGCCGGGAGGAGGGCAGCGGGCAGCCCGGCGUGCCGCUGCGGAAGGAGGGGAUAAGACGUAUUGGCAGGAGGCCUGAUCAGCAGCAGCAGCAGCAACAGCAGGGUGAAGGCAAGCCUAUUGACAGGAGACCAGAGAGACGACCUCCUCGUGAGCGCCGCUUUGAUAAACCUGCUGAUGAGAAGGGUGAAGGAGGAGAGUUUUCUGUUGACAAACCCAUUAUUGACCGACCUAUGCGUGGACGUGGUGGACUUGGAAGAGGACGUGGGCGUGGACGUGGAAUGGGCAGAGGAGAUGGGUUUGACUCCCGUGGCAAACGUGAAUUUGACAGGCAUAGUGGCAGCGAUAGAUCUUCUGUUUCACAUUCACAUUUCAGCGGCCUGAAGCAUGAGGACAAGCGUGGUGGCAGUGGAUCACACAACUGGGGAACCGUCAAAGACGAGCUAACUGAAUUGGAUCAGUCAGCUGUAACUGAGGAAACGCCGGAGGGAGAGGAACAUCCGCCUGCUGAUUCUGAAAAUAAGGAGAAUGAGGUUGAAGAAGUUAAGGAGGAAGGUCCUAAGGAAAUGACCCUGGAUGAGUGGAAAGCUAUUCAAAGUAAGGAUCGUGCAAAAGUUGAGUUCAACAUCCGUAAACCAAAUGAGGGUGCUGACGGGCAAUGGAAAAAAGGAUUCGUUCUUCACAAGUCAAAGAGUGAGGAGACAAAGGCGAUGACAGAAAUGCAGGGGAGUCUGCUGGAGUCAAAUGAGGCUCAUGCUGAGGACUCUGUAAUGGAUCAUCACUUCCGCAAGCCAGCAAAUGAUAUUACGUCCCAGCUGGAGAUCAACUUUGGAGACCUUGGCCGCCCCGGACGUGGUGGCAGAGGGGGACGAGGAGGACGAGGGCGUGGUGGCAGGGCCAGCCGUGGAGGCAGAACUGACAAGUUGGUUAAGGAGUUUGAUGUGAUCCACACGCCUAACCAGUCAAGUGCUUCUGCUCCUGAUGUAGAUGACCCAGAGGCUUUCCCAGCUCUGUCCUAAACUGGAUGUCAUAAGCCAACCCUGCCCUCGUCGGGCCUUCCUCUCCGAGGCUUGCAUGCUUAAGGAUCCUAAACAACUAAGAAAUAUAAAAAAAAAAAGAGACUGUCAUUCAUACCAUUCACACCUAAAGACUGAAUUUUAUCUGUUUUGAAAAUGAACUUCUCUCGCUACACAGAAGCAACAAUAUGGUAGUCAGUUUUGUAUUUAGAAAUGUAAUGGUAGCAGGGAUGUUUUCAUAAUUUUUUCAGAGAUUAUGCAUUCUUCAUGGAUACUUUUUUGUAUUGCUGCUUGAAAAUAUGCGUUUCCAAACUUGAAAUAUAGGUGUGAACAGUGUGUACCAGUUAAAAGCUUUCACUUCAUUUGUGUUUUUUUUAAAUUCAGAAUUCUAGACGUUUUUCCCAAACUACAAACUGGGUUUUAAUUAUUGCACACUAUUUCUGUUUUCUUAAUUCCUGUUUAGCAGAUUUUUAUCAGCCCACAGUCUUUGGGAAUAUGUGAAGUUUUAAUUUGGCAGACUGUUAGUGCUGUGUGGGAUACCAGCUCCGGGAGGACUUUAGUAUUAAUUCUUAAUUUCAGACUUGGAAAAAGUGUCAUUUUUCAUCUGUGUUUGGUAGUUUGUUUACACAACUUGUUAUACAAAAUUGAUACCAGAUACUUGAAAAAGAUUCAAAGCACAUUGGUUUAUGGUUAAAUACCUGUGUAUCGAUCCAGCAAUGAUGUGUGGAUAAUUGGUCUAAGCAGUUUUUUUAAAUUAAUGUAUUACGCUUUUCAGUCCUCCCUUUUUACCCUUCAUUCCCUCCUCCUCCCUUCAAUGGAACAAGAUGCUUUGUUGGCAAAAAAAGAGUUUUUAAAUUACUUAGGGUUUUUUAUGAGGGUACUCUGCAGCUGGGAGUAGCCUUUCCUGUUGUUGGAGCUGUGAGGUGGGGAAGGCAGUAGCUGUUGCUCUGCACAGUCUGCCUGGGAUGUGGCUGGGAGGUGGAAUUGAGCUGCAGUCUGACAUGAAAACAUCAGCGCCUGAUGUACUCACAGCAAUGCUCUGACAGCAGCAGGUCUUCUGCAGGGGAACGAGGUCUUGGCUGGGUCCAGCAGGAGGGAGUUGUGGCUUAGGGGAUGUCACAGUGUCUGUGCGAUACAACCAAACCCCAGUGCUGAACCUCUCCAUCACAGUUUUAUUUUGGGUUUGUGCAGUGUUUGAGAUCUGAUUGCUAGCUGACAAAUGAAUGUUUUUCAGAGUGCGAUUGUAAGAAACCCUUUCUACCCCCACAGAAAUUUGCCGUGGGUUUAAUUUGAUCCCUUUGAACAGGAACAUUACCACUUCAGUACACAAAAGGAGAUGAGAGGAUGACUAAUAAAGAGGGUUUCUUAGGGUUUUUAUCUGCAGCAUUUGUUAGAAGACUAGAAACAGGAUUCUCGUUUUAUUUAAUGUUUUACACUUUGGACAGCUUAGAACAUAUUUGUAGUUUCUUAACUAGGUAGAUAGAAAACAAAAGGUAACGCCCUAUUUUUUUAAAAGCUGUACAGGACAGUCAAAAAGUAUUGGAGACCUUUGAAUAUGAAAUCAAAUUCCUUAACUGUGGUGUUGAGUUGGCUUGCUUUAUCUUAAAUAUUUUCUACAAAAGUUUUGUUUGUAAACCACUGUUAAUAUCAUUGGAUUAGACUUUUUAGUGCACUUGCCUGUGGUUUGAAGUACCAGGCUGUGAGAAGGAGGCAAGUUUUCAAACAGUGGAUGGUGAAAUCUCUUGGUUCCUUUCUCCUGAUGCUGAGCAAAUCCUACAGAGGUGCUCAGUGUGGCAGCUGUUGGAGGUCUGGCAUGGAGUUGUUCUUCUUCCCUCUCUCUUUGUGGUUUGGUAGAAUGUGUUGCAGUUCCAGUGUUAGGGACGCUUCAGAUAAUACAAUUAAGUGAAUACCUUGAUAUGCAGAAAUACACUUGCAGAAAAGCUUUCUCUGUAAUGUAAACCUGCUCCUCUUGCCCAAAUGUUGUGUUUGCUCUUCCAGUUGCCGCUCACUUUUUUUCCCAGAUGUCUUCUGGGUCAGCCUGUCAGUCGUUUGAGGCCCUGCUAGCUAGACUUUGCCAGAAGCUUUCCCUUCUCCUGCUUUAGAGUAUAGAGCAGUGUCCCAAACGACAUGUCACAUACAAUUUUCAAGACAGCUUGUACUUAAAAUUGAUCCAUCUGCUGUUCUGAUAGAUGUAAAUUUGCCUCUUUCAGUCCAUUUGUGUCAAGAACUAAAACUGUGAACAUUUAUCUUUAAUAUUGGUGGGUGUUAACUGAAAUAAAGGUUUAUUUUCAUGCUCUUUUAAAAAUGUCAUGAAAACAGAUGGAGGUAAAACCACUUAGAUAGUGUCUUGUCUAGGCUCAGCCCCAAGAGGUCCAGUUUGGCAAUGGUGCCCAGGCGUUUCCAUUGCCAGCAGUGGACUUUGCCUUGGGAAAACAUCUCCCUCCAAGUAGCUUAUUUACAAUUAAUGAGCUUGCUUUUUAGUAACAUUUUUCUGUCCUCUUGCUUGCUACUUUUGCUGUCACGCCAAAUCCAGAGGACUAGACCUUUUAAAGUCUGAACAAUUUGAAAAAGUUAGAAACAGAGAGAAGCAUGUGGUGCAAAUUGGCUUUUGAAUGUCGUGAUGGCAAGGUUUGAGCAUGAAAGUUCAUCUUACAGACUGAAUGCCACUGAUACUGAGAGGAAACAAGACUGUUUAAUAAAUGCGAGUGUUAGCCAACAUAAAUUAUUCUGGAACAUCAAAAGUCAGCGUGAAUACAUGGUAUUUGCAGUUGAAGGAGUUGAGACCACUCUGACCUGUAAUGGCUCUGUGCCCAUGGAGAUUGGUUUGCAUAGCCACGCCUCUUGUUUUAAUAAAUGCAGGACAUAUGCCUAAAGCUGAUGCUUGCAGCAUUUGCUAACCUGCUUCUUUCCUAA
Cuculus canorus (common cuckoo) is the source of this 4362-nucleotide messenger RNA. RefSeq names its product SERPINE1 mRNA binding protein 1 (gene SERBP1). The transcript is spliced from 10 exons. The record is from RefSeq and is a predicted model, not a curated record. The coding region runs from base 112 to 1452 and encodes 446 amino acids. Gene Ontology annotation, cellular component: nucleus; cytoplasm. Gene Ontology annotation, molecular function: mRNA 3'-UTR binding. Lineage: Eukaryota; Metazoa; Chordata; Aves; Cuculiformes; Cuculidae.